Dipodomys ordii (Ord's kangaroo rat) is the source of this 915-nucleotide messenger RNA. RefSeq names its product apolipoprotein F (gene Apof). NCBI's taxonomy places the organism in Eukaryota, Metazoa, Chordata, Mammalia, Rodentia, Heteromyidae. The record is from RefSeq and is a predicted model, not a curated record. The coding region runs from base 1 to 915 and encodes 304 amino acids. The transcript is spliced from 2 exons. Gene Ontology annotation, biological process: cholesterol metabolic process.
AUGACUGGACUUUGUGGGUACUUUGCUCCAGACAUGCCUAGCAGCAAACUUGUCACAACAGCAAUUGAGCUGCUUCUUUGCUGUCUCCUGCUGUCUCCUGUGGAUGCCAUUUCAGAGAGAAAGCAGGCAAAUGUCUCCAAAGUGUACCUUCCUUCAUCUUUAGGACCUCAACGGCCCUCCUCAGACUCCUUAUCCUGCCAGACCCUGCACCCAAAGUCCCUGCCUGGCUUCAACUACAUGGCCCCUCUACCCAAGUUUCUGGUAGGUCUGGCUCUAAGAAAUGCCCUGGAAGAAGUUGGCUGUCACUCUGAUGCUUGGGCCCUGCAGCUUCAGCUCUUCCGCUUGGGAGGUGUGAAUGCUACACAGCUCCUCAUCCAGCAUCUUCAAGGACUCCAGAAAGGCAAUAGGACAAAGAAAGAAGUCUCAGUGGAAGCCCUGGCCUCUGCUCUGCAGCUGUUAGCCAGGGAUCAGCCAAACCCAAAGAGGACUCCGCGCUCCAUCCCCACGGUGGACUGUGACAAUGAUCAGGAACAGAGAGCAUACAAUUUCUUCCAACAGUUGCCAGGAGUGGGAACCUACUACAACUUGGGCACAGCUGUGUAUUAUGCUGUUCAGAAUUGCUCUGAAAAGGCCAAGGAACGGGGCAAAGAGGGGACUAUAGAUCUGGGCUAUGAGCUUCUGAUGUACAUGGCAGGAGCAUCAGCAGGGCCUGCUGGCAUACUCAUCAGUGCUGCACUUAAACCAGCUUUUAAGGCUGGAGUUCACAAGCUGAUUGAGUAUUACCAUGCAAAAACAGAGGUCAACACCCCUAGCAAGGAGGGCUUAAGAAGUACAUCAGAUGUGAGUGACUGGGAAUAUACAAUUACCAUGGCUCCAUUGAUAGAAGUAGUAAGUUCACCUCCCUCCUGGGGCUGA